Molecule: messenger RNA, 3083 nt
Organism: Conger conger (European conger)
Lineage: Eukaryota; Metazoa; Chordata; Actinopteri; Anguilliformes; Congridae
Gene: shmt1
Product: serine hydroxymethyltransferase 1 (soluble)
Exons: 12
Coding region: 174-1625 (483 amino acids)
Biological process (GO): purine nucleobase biosynthetic process; L-serine catabolic process; protein homotetramerization
Cellular component (GO): cytosol; nucleus; cytoplasm
Molecular function (GO): serine binding; zinc ion binding; mRNA regulatory element binding translation repressor activity
Source: RefSeq, a predicted model, not a curated record
GCCUCCGUAAUGGGAUUGGAUGAAAGUUUUCGCGGUACAUAUUUAUUGAUGGAACUCAACCCAGCACGGCGGAUAACGGCCGAUGUGCUCGUUUGCUAGCUAGCUAUCGCUGAAGGCGUCAACAGGCCCCUCUUGAUUGGAGUAAAUUCAAAGCACAAAGAAAAUAGGCAGCUAUGGCCCUCAGUAACGGCACUCACCUGAGCAAGGAGACAUGGAAAUCUCAUAACCAAAUGAUGCUUGAACCUCUCAGUACCAAUGAUGCGGAGGUAUAUGAAAUUAUCAAGAAAGAGAAGAAAAGGCAGAAGUAUGGUUUGGAGCUGAUUGCCUCUGAGAACUUUGCGAGCCGGGCGGUCCUGGAAGCCCUGGGCUCUUGCAUGAAUAACAAGUACUCUGAGGGGUACCCUGGUCAAAGAUAUUAUGGUGGGACGGAGUGUGUUGAUGAUCUGGAGAGGCUAUGUCAGAACAGAGCCCUCGAGGUGUUCCGCCUGGACCCGGCCAAGUGGGGCGUCAACGUGCAGCCAUAUUCCGGCAGCCCGGCUAACUUUGCCGUGUACACCGCGAUCGUGGGGAGCCACGGCCGGAUCAUGGGUCUGGACCUCCCGGAUGGGGGUCACCUGAGCCACGGUUUCAUGACCAACAAGAAGAAAAUCUCUGCGUCCUCCGUCUUCUUUGAGUCCAUGCCAUAUAGGGUAAACCCAGACACUGGUUUAAUUGACUAUGAUCGGCUGGAGGAGAAUGCUCGCCUGUUCCACCCCAAGUUGAUCAUUGCUGGUGCCAGCUGUUACGCCCGUACCAUUGACCACAGCAGACUGCGCAAGAUCGCAGACGAGAACGAGGCGUUCCUCAUGUCAGACAUGGCCCACGUCGCCGGAAUGGUGGCUGGCGGGGUGAUGGAGUCUCCGUUCGACCAUGCCGACGUGGUCACCACCACUACCCACAAGACCUUGAGGGGCUGUAGGUCUGGUCUCAUAUUUUACAGAAAAGGGGUGCGCAGUGUUGAUCCAAAAACUGGUAAGGAGACCCUGUACGACCUGGAGAAUCCAAUCAACCAGGCUGUGUUCCCAGGCCUGCAAGGGGGACCACACAACCAUGCCAUUGCAGGAAUUGCUGUAGCUCUGAAGCAGGCACUGACUCCUGAAUUCAAAGCGUAUCAGGCCCAAAUUCUGGCCAACUGCAAAGCCCUGGCAGCUGCAAUGCUAGAGAAGGGUUAUAAGCUUGUCACAGGGGGCUCUGACAAUCACCUCAUCCUAAUUGACUUCCGUACACAGGGAACUGAUGGUGGCAGGGUGGAGAAGGUUUUGGAGGCCUGCGCUAUUGCCUGCAACAAAAACACCUGCCCAGGAGAUAAAAGUGCCCUUCGCCCCAGUGGCAUUCGUUUGGGAACGCCGGCACUCACCUCCAGAGGACUUCUGGAAGACGAUUUCCGUAAGGUCGCCGAGUACAUCCACAGAGGUAUUGCGCUGACGUUGGAGUUUCAGUUGAACCUGAGCCCCAAGGCUACUCUAAAGGAGUUCAAGGAAAAGCUGGUGCAAGAUGAGAAAUGGCAAAUGAAGAUUAAGGAAAUCCGAGAGGAGGUCGAAGCCUUUUCCGCAAAAUUCCCCAUACCUGGACUUCCAGAACUCUAACACUCAAGAUGGAUGCUGACCUCACCUGAAAAAAGCCAGAACUGCUUCACUGAUUGUUUAUGAGUUAUGAUUAAAUCGGGUUAAACCUGGCUCCAAACCUUAAAUUGACCUGGAUUUGGUGGAGCCAAUCAAUUCAUAUUGAAACAUAAUUUAAUUUCUGUUUAAUAUUUUAUGAGCACAUGUUACAUUUUGUUAAAAAAAAAGUAACGGUUAAACGAAUGUUACAUCAAAAUUAUUUUUACAAGAUUGAACAGGUUGGAAUUGAUGAAUGAAUACAAUUUCGUUUUUUUUUUUUCAUUUUAUUUAAUUAAAAAAAAAAAAAUAAUAAUUUGUGUACCCUGUUGAGCUGCAAGCAGAAAACUUGGAGAAAACAUAGCAACUGGUAGUUCUUGAAGGCAUAAUUUCCGUAUUGGGGCUCAACGCCCUUUCCGUACUGCAUUGUCCGUUUUCAGAACGGAUGAUUCAGCACUUUCGGGGCACAGCAAAAUAUUUAUUUGGGCUUGUGGUGUAAGGCCUGGUUGGAGCAUUCAUUUCAGACUAAUUAAUUAAUCUCUGACUAAUUAAGGGACUAGAUGGACAUUUCCAGUUUCUGACAUGACAGAAAUGACAGGGAUGCCUCCUUGCCUAGUAAUGAUAUGGAAUUGAUCUAGAUGUUAAAACUCAUUGGGAGUUGGUUUCCCAGGCUAGUCCAAGACCCAAGUUAGGAUUUUCAGUGGCAAUCUCCAGUGAGGAAAUGUAUUUAGUCAAAGACUAAGCUUAAUCCUUGUCUGGGUCCAUGAUGCAUUUUUAGAGAAAUGUAUUUUCUCUCGCAAAAUUUCACUUGCUACAUUUAAGUACAUGACCAAAAAUGCCAUGUAAGAUUUAUGAACGUAUACCUGAAGACACUGAAAUAUUGAGUAAAUCAUAGCUACAACAACAAAAUGACAAUGACAUUUCUUUCAAUGUUUUACUGGUUCAAUAUGCAUUUAUCAAGAAGGUUAUUCAGUCGAUUUCUGAGAGAAAAUAUUUGAACUUCGCCUGUAUCUGGAAAGAUUCCAUUCCUUACAUUGUUUAAACAAAAACUUUCAAAUGGCAAAUAAAUAUGACUGGGAGAGUGAGCCAGUUUUAAUUAUUUUAUUAUACGAUCAAAAUACGGAUCCCCCCCACCUAGCGUUUACAACAUUUUCAGCAGAACACAUACAUACUAAAGUUUAAGAUCAAAUGAUUAAAACAACCCUGUUCCCUAUGAAACAUCGCUAAAUCAAAUUGUGACUGCAUUCACACAGACUACGCAAAACAGGACUUCAUGCUGUACAGAGAUUGCAGAAAUCAGCUUGCUGCUUUACAUAAUGAUGAAUGGGAGUGUAAAGAACAGUAAAUUAAAACAUUUUUCUUGAGUAAUGUUUUUGGAGGCAAAAUAUUUGCCUCAGGCAUGUUUAUUGAAAAAAAACUAAACAAUAAAAACUGCAAUUAGUCCGA